AUGCCCUUCUUAGAUGACCCCGCGUUCAUCGAAGAAUGCGUAAGAACGACAGCUUCGAUCCACACAGACGCCCACCACCUCAACGUCGCCUCCGCCUCGGGGAACCUUUUGCAACAGCAGUCUGCGGAUGAUGAACAGUAUAGUCUGAAGCCUCUGGGCCCAGAGGUUCUUACAUCGCUUGAGGACCUGGCGCUCGACGUCUUGACGAUACACGCGUCAGACGACGCACCCUUGUCACAGGACGGUGCCCGCCUUCUCCGCCGCCUCGACGAGGAGAUUGAAAGGACGUACCGCCGGUUCUACGACUUCGUGUACGCGGACCUGCCGUACUGCUGGAGGCAGCUGUAUACCGACCUGAGUUUGCUAAAGUUCUCGUGUCUUGUGUUUCUGAGAGGAUGGGAGAGGAUGGCCGGGGGAGUCGAGGUCGAUGGCGAUGAGAAGCUGCUGGACGAGUUGGUCUCGGUCCUCGAUAGAGCUCUAAUACUCGCCGGCGGCGCGGGCGUCGCUCGCGGGAGGAAUGCAAUCUCUAGACUCCUUGCCCGCCUCGAUGAUGGCUACGCACCCGCGCCCAAGCCCCGUCUGCCGGCAACGUUCCCGAUGUCUCGCCCCUUCACGCCGCCCGUCACACACCCGAUCCGCGUCAUCGACGGCAUGUCCAUGCCGGCGUUUCAGUCCUACUUGGACAACCCGACGUCCGCGGGCUUAGGCCCGGAGCCGCUGGUCCUCACGUCGUUGCUGACGGACUGGCCGGCGCUCUCGACGAGACCGUGGAGCUCGCCGGGAUAUCUUCUCUCGAGGACGCAUGCCGGCAGAAGGCUUGUUCCGGUGGAGGUGGGCAGGAGCUAUGUCGAUGAGGGAUGGACGCAGGAGCUCAUCCCAUUUCGGGAGCUGCUGUCCCGCAUCACGGCGUCCUCCUCCGCCCCACCUGCGCGAGCCGGCUCGCGAAAACCACCCUCUCCCUCCAAAGCUGAAACGGGGGAGGACGAAAAAGAAAUGACGACGACGUACCUCGCCCAGCACGAACUCUUCUCCCAGCUACCCCACCUGCAGAACGACAUCCUCACCCCGGACCACUGCUUCACCUCGCCGCCGCCGCACCCGCUCGAUCCCUCCGCGGACAAGCCAGAGCUCGAGCUGCCGCUGGUGAACGCCUGGUUCGGGCCCGCGGGGACCAUCACCCCGCUCCACACGGAUGGAUACCACAACCUGCUGUGCCAGGUCGUCGGCGCAAAGUACGUGAGGCUGUACGCGCCGCACGACUCCGAGGCGUUGUGUCCGCGAGGGGUCGACGGCGACGAGGACGACGACCUCGCCGAGAAAGGUGGCGAAGAAGGAGCAGAUGAAGACGAGGAGAAGGGCGCGAGGAGCAAGGUUGACAUGAGCAAUACGAGCGCAUUCGACGUCGGCGCCGUGGAGGGCUGGGACCCGGACCCGGAGGGCCGCGACGCCAUCGAGCUCGAGGAGUUCCGCGGGCUGCGGUACUGGGACUGCGUGCUCGAGGCCGGCGACGUGCUGUACAUCCCCAUCGGGUGGUGGCACUACGUCCGCAGCCUGAGCGUGAGCUUCAGCGUGAGCUUCUGGUGGAACGGGGAUCACUACGCCGGACCAGACGGACGGCCCUCUGCGUGA
Colletotrichum spaethianum is the source of this 1629-nucleotide messenger RNA. Its product is annotated as lysine-specific demethylase 8. Gene Ontology annotation, molecular function: 2-oxoglutarate-dependent dioxygenase activity. The record is from RefSeq and is a predicted model, not a curated record. The transcript has a single exon. Bases 1 to 1629 code for a protein of 542 amino acids. Lineage: Eukaryota; Fungi; Ascomycota; Sordariomycetes; Glomerellales; Glomerellaceae.